Botrytis cinerea B05.10 is the source of this 3106-nucleotide messenger RNA. RefSeq lists its product as hypothetical. The record is from RefSeq and is a predicted model, not a curated record. The coding region runs from base 140 to 2962 and encodes 940 amino acids. NCBI's taxonomy places the organism in Eukaryota, Fungi, Ascomycota, Leotiomycetes, Helotiales, Sclerotiniaceae. The transcript has a single exon. Gene Ontology annotation, molecular function: protein heterodimerization activity; histone binding. Gene Ontology annotation, cellular component: nucleus.
GGCUUUAUGAAAUACGGCUCGCGACUUUGGUUCAUUACAUUUUCUACUCUUCAUCUACUGAAAUAAUGAUAUAACAACUACACACUCUUUUGAUUCCUACAACAUUGUCAAAAUUCGGACAUGAUUGCGAAUCAUCAAUAUGGAAUCUCCAACAAAAGGGCAGAAGAUACCUGCGGAUUCCAAUCUUGUCGACCUCGAAAUUAACGACGAUUACUCCGAGGAUUAUAGUGACACCGAGGAAGAUGAUUUUAUUGUCGACGAUGAGAACAACGAUAUAAUUUACGAACCUGGAUAUGAUCCCGAUCAAGAGCUUCAACAAAAGAGAGCGCGACUCGACUAUAAACUAAAAUCAACAUUCGAAUCAAUCUUCGAAAAAUAUGGGAAAGAUUUCGAUGGAGUUGGAGAUGAAAUCGACUUGCUUACUGGGGAAAUAUUGGUUGAUAAUGGGCAUUUGAAAGAGAUGCAAGAUGAACGAGAUGCUGGGGGUAAAAAGGCGGGAGGUGAUCUGUUAAGAGCCUUGACCGUUGAACCAGAGAGUGUCACAGAGACAUCGGGCGACGAAUAUAGCAAUGUGGAGGAAAGAGAUGAUAGGGAAGGGGAGGAUAACGCACGCGACAAAACAUUUGAUAAAGAUGGUGUGGCCGAGAUAAGUGAUGAGGAUAUGGAGGAGGACGACAUUAUUUUACGUGGCUACGAUGAGUCGAAUCAGGAUCCUUUUCUUGACAUGGCAUCUGCGACAGAGACAGAAUCCGUUCGGAAUAUUACCCCUAAAAACGAUUUAGAACGGCGUCAGAAUAUACAAUCUGAAGGACACAGCAUUUCUUUUCCUUCAUAUAAUGAAAUUCUACGUUCAUUUGGACCCGAAGUUGCCCCUCAAAUUGUAAGCAUUAUUUCACAAAAGCAAAGUCAUGAUGACACCAAUAUAGAACCAGCAUGGAGAGUACCUGAAAUUCCUUCACUAGAACCCAGAAAGCGGCCAGCAUUAAGAGAUUUUAUUCCAGAGCCAGAAACUGAGCGUAGUCCAUCUCCCGAUAUCUCUGAGUCGAUAUGGGCUUUACCAAAAGGACGAGGCGCAAAAAGAGUUCCAAGAGCUUCACAUAAACCAAAAGCGGUUUCCAUGCCAAAAUCUCUUGGUGAUACAACAUUACUUUCCGAUGGAUUGAGCACUUCAAGUUAUGCUGCCUCACCACGAGGACACAAUUUAUUCACAGAAGAAGAGGACAAGAUACUCAUCGCAAAGGUAGCUGAAGCACACGAUCAGGGUCUCGCAUUUGCAACAGACUCUAUUUGGGAAGGAUUAGCAAUUAUAAAUAACCGGCACUCGAAAGUUUCUUGGAAACAGAGGUACCGCAAAAAAUAUCUCCAUUUGUGGUCUGAGGAACGCUCAACUAGACCGGGUUCUCGUGGGUCAUACCAUAAAAAAGAUCAAGAAUCAGAAUCGAGCAUUACAUCUGCAUCACGUAGUUCGCAUCCGAUAUCUUUCUUCCAACGAUCUUCCAGAACUCGAAAGCCUGCACAGCAGGCACCGACUUUAGUUAGUUGGUCAGAUGCCGUUGCCACAAUCAAAUCCCUGGACCGUAGACUACACAAAGACUUGGCUAGAGACGCCAGUGUAUUUGACUUGACCGAUGUGAAACCGGUGGAUGUGGAUGAAGACGCCUUGAAUUUGAGGAGCUCUGAUUUGGAAUCUUCGGAAGAGAGUGAUGAUCAGCCGGAACUUCCUACACAUAUCGGCCCUAGAGUUCGGAGAAUUACGCCAGUCACUGUUAAUCCCGCCUACGAAUUCUCAGACGAAGAAACUGGGUUUGAUUUGAAGGAGCCGCUACAUUCAAACGGCUCAACAGCCAAGCUCAAGAAAACAGCAAGAAAAUUGAGUAGUAGUAAAUUAAAAGAUAAAACUGGUAGGAAAUCAAAAUCUACUCAAAGGAAAAGUAAAAAGAAGUUUGUGUCAGAGGACGUUGAUGAGUUGAGCCUUGGUCUUGAGGGAGAUGAUAUUUUACUUGUCUGCUCAUUGCCAGGCAAGGACAAACAAAAGCAGUCUCAGAUUACUAUCAAACGGAAGGAGAAACUAGUAGCAGUCUCAGAAAAAAAUGCUGUCACUUUCGUACCGCCGAAGAAAGGGUUGAGCGUCCUCAAAGAUCUUGAUGAAUUUGACGAACUCAGUGCCGAAUGGCCACAGUCCUCACCUAUCACUUCUUCCAAAAAGCCCACACUCGAAAUGAAAUCUGAGCCUGAGCCUGAGCCUGAGAUUGUCGAUGUUGAUGUUGCAGUUGCUUUAUCAAACAGAGUUGAUGAGACCGAUAUCGAUGUAUUUGAUAUCGAUCAACUUCCGGAAACGUCUCCAAAAACAGCCCUGGAUUCACGAAGAAAAUACAAGAGGAACAGGAAAUUCAGCAGUAGUGCUGUUAUUCCCUCAACUUCGCAACUUGAGUCGUCACCCAGUGUUGCAGUAGAUGAAAGGAUACAGUCGAGAAUACAACAGAGGAGAAAUUCUGUUGAUAACGGCCCUGUCCCGCGUACUUCGUCGCCUCAUCAGUCAUCUCCUACACCUCGCCCCAAACGAAAAUUUGUUGACCUGGAUGAGAAAGAAAAUACGCCACUCACGCCAUCACGUCACAUUAACCGGGAGAUCGAGACACCUACGUCCAACUCGGAAGAUUUAGCUCUACAGAAUAUGAUCAAUGGCAACCGAACGUCUACAGUAUCCCCACACAAGAGGAGAGGGGGUAUUAUCACACCCACUCACAGCGAAUCAAGGAAACCAAGAACGCCUCUCCUUGACUAUACCACACCUACCCGAAGAGAUCUUAUGAGAAAAAGGGGAUUGAGAGAUUCAUCCCACAGUCCAGGAAUGGUGAAAACGCCUGGAGGAACACUCAGAAAAUGUGGACAGGAUGGGUUCGCGUGUCAAAGGGCUUUUUGCUUUCGAUGUGGAUCGAGUGCUAAACGAAUGGGUGGAUAGACGAUGUAAUAGAUCAUAUAGUACACCCCGGAGAAAGUACCGGCAUGGAAGAUACUUGCUUAUAAUACCAGUAUUUGCUACAAUAUCAAUAGAAAGAAUACACCAAACGGCGUUUAAUAAAUAGAAAAAUAGAUGUGUCCCACA